This is a messenger RNA of Hipposideros armiger (great roundleaf bat), 1446 nucleotides long. It is a transcript of the gene ADPRHL1, whose product is annotated as ADP-ribosylhydrolase like 1. Gene Ontology annotation, biological process: protein de-ADP-ribosylation. The transcript is spliced from 7 exons. The record is from RefSeq and is a predicted model, not a curated record. Bases 198 to 1262 code for a protein of 354 amino acids. Gene Ontology annotation, molecular function: ADP-ribosylarginine-[protein] hydrolase activity; magnesium ion binding. Lineage: Eukaryota; Metazoa; Chordata; Mammalia; Chiroptera; Hipposideridae.
UCAGAAGGCGCUGUGAGCUGCAGACUCCAAAAAAGUGUUCUCAUUAGUGCCACCUGCAGAGACAGAAGAGGAGUGCCUGGCCAUUCGAGGGAGCUCCUGACAGUGACACAAUGACCAGAACAGAGGUCAGCGAGGUGGACUGAAGGCUGCUACUGCUGGGAAGCAACAAAGGCUGGGGCAAAAGAGCCUCCUCUGCAAUGGAGAAAUUUCAGGCUGCGAUGCUGCUGGCGAGUGUUGGGGAUGCUCUUGGUUACAGAAACACCCGCAAGGAGAACAGUUCUACAGGCACGAAGAUCCAGGAGGAGCUGCAAAAACUCGGGGGGCUGGACCACCUUGUACUGUCGCUGGAGAAAUGGCCUGUGAGUGACAAUACCAUCAUGCACAUGACGACAGCCGGGGCCCUCACCACAGACUACUGGUGCCUGGAUGACCUGUACCGGGAGAUGGUGAAACGCUAUGUGGAAGUCCUCGAGAAGCUUCCAGAAUAUCGAGCAGACCCAGCUACCAUUGAAGGCUGCUCGCAGCUGAAGCCGGAUAACUAUCUCCUCGCCUGGCACACACCUUUCAACGAGAAGGGCUCAGGAUUUGGAGCUGCCACCAAAGCGAUGUGCAUUGGCAUGCGGUACUGGAAGCCUGAGAGGCUGGAGACCCUCAUUGAAGUCAGCAUCGAGUGCGGCAGGAUGACGCACAACCACCCCACAGGUUUCCUCGGGUCCCUGUGCACAGCCCUGUUUGCAUCCUACGCCAUACAAGGAAAGCCACUAGAGCAGUGGGGGAGAGACAUGAUGAAGACGAUCCCACUCGCUGAAGAAUAUUGUAAGAAGACCAUCCGGCACCUGGCAGAGUACCAGGAGCACUGGUUUUACUUUGAAGCUAAAUGGCAGUUUUACUUGGAGGAGAGAAAAAUCAGUGAAGACACAGAAAGUAAAGCCAUCUUUCCUGACCAUUACGAUGCAGAGGAGAGGGAAAAGACCUAUAAGAAAUGGAGCUCAGAAGGUCGAGGAGGACGGCGGGGCCACGAUGCCCCCAUGAUUGCCUAUGAUGCCCUCUUAGGAGCCGGGAACAACUGGACAGAGCUCUGCCAACGGGCCAUGUUUCACGGAGGUGAGAGUGGGGCAACAGGGACCAUCGCAGGCUGCCUGUUCGGCUUGCUCCAUGGCCUGGGCACUGUUCCAAAAGGCCUGUACCAGGACCUGGAGCACCGGGAGGAGCUGGCACACCUGGGCGAAGCUCUUCACCGCCUGUCCACAGAGGAGAAGUAAAGCCCUUCUGCCAUUUUCCAUUUCCAGGGAGGCCACUGCAACUCUGGGUGCCCCAGGGGAGUCCUCAUUGUGGACUCUGCUCAGCUCACUGAUAAUCCACGCCUAAUUGACCAUGAGUACAUUUUAACUCUUCGCCUCCCAAUUUCAGAAUCCUAAUCAUUUAUAAAAUGCACUGUUUGUCCUA